Molecule: messenger RNA, 961 nt
Organism: Drosophila elegans
Lineage: Eukaryota; Metazoa; Arthropoda; Insecta; Diptera; Drosophilidae
Exons: 1
Coding region: 60-893 (277 amino acids)
Source: RefSeq, a predicted model, not a curated record
UGAAAUCAUUUUAAAUUUGGUUAAGAAAAAGGAACAUACAAUGCUUGAAAUUUUGUAUAAUGAAGGACGACGAAGCUUCGGAAACAAAUUCACAGCCCGGUAAUAAAAAAGAAAGAAAUCAGAAAGAUACAUCAAGGCUAGAAGAAUCAGAAACUGAGGAAGAUCCCAUGCCACACAGUUCUAAAGAAUUAUACCUCAACAAACAAACAUAUACCUUGCCAGAGAAAGAAGAAAAUGAUGUGGCCGAAACUGUAACAAACAAAGGAAAAAAGAAUGAAAUAAAACCAGAUUCCAUUUCUCUAAAUGUUCAAAAGACUGAAUCAACUCAAUCAGUGGAGGAAAAUAAAAUUCAAGAAAAUUCUCAUAUCUAUAAAGCUUGCCCUAACAAAGAAACGGAAUUUAUAGGGCCAAACAAGUCAGGUAUUUCUGGGAAUAUAUGCCUUACGAGCCCAAUAAGCACAGAUUCAUUUGAUUCAGAACUUAAUUCUGAUUUAAGUGAGGAUAAUGAGGAAUUUACCACGAAGAAAAAGGAAAAAGAUUUAGUAAAAGCCGAUUAUAUAGAAGAUCCUGAGGAAAAUUUUAGGAGACAUUUUCUUAAGACUUUUGCAGAUAUACCAAGAAUAUCACAGAUCUCUUUAGAAGAUAACCCGAAAGAUGGAGUAAUGGAACAAAAUCAGAAAGAAGGAAUUCAGAAAACGGAAAUGUCAUCUGUAUCCAAAACAGAUAUACAACAAUCUACUAAAGAAAAUGACAGCACUAGUAGUUCUACAAUACAUCAAGUAGAAGAUAUCUCAGAGAAUUUAAAAAAUAGUCAGACCGAUUUAAAUUAUAAGAAUGAUACCGAAGAAGACAAAAACGCAGAUCAAACAAACUUACCUAAAGACGUUAUUUAAGCUAAAUAUUUCGAGGUAUAUAAUUGUAAAAGAAGAAAUAUAUAUGGCUCAAAAAUUCUGUAUUUUUA